Messenger RNA from Lates calcarifer (barramundi perch), 3842 nucleotides. RefSeq names its product glutamate decarboxylase 1. The coding region runs from base 358 to 2109 and encodes 583 amino acids. Gene Ontology annotation, cellular component: cytoplasm; presynaptic active zone. Gene Ontology annotation, biological process: GABA biosynthetic process. Lineage: Eukaryota; Metazoa; Chordata; Actinopteri; Centropomidae. The transcript has 17 exons. Gene Ontology annotation, molecular function: pyridoxal phosphate binding; glutamate decarboxylase activity. The record is from RefSeq and is a predicted model, not a curated record.
GGAUCGUGGCUGUCAGUAGCACUCAGGGAAGCUUCAUUAGUCGUCAGAGGGGGGGAGGCAAAGCUGUGACUCAUGCCUGCGUGAAGAGACCAAUGGGCAGCCGGAGCCUGAGAUAUAAAUAACGAAUAAAAUAUAUUCUUGAGGGAGAAAGGGUCACUUGCGCGCCGCUGGAUGGGAUUUUAUUAGUGCGCUCCGUUGGUAUUCCGUCGCCGCCGCCGCCGCCACUGGACUGUUUCUUGUCGCGCCUUUGGGUGGCAAUUGCAACAUCUAGUUAAUAGUUUUCUCUGGACUCGGCAACCUGUGCGCCCGUGAGCCGUUGAAUUAUUCCCCAGCUGGAGAUCAGACAACAGAGGACUGAUGGCCACGUCUGAACCGAGAGCCACCGGCGGGGACCAGGACCCCAACUCCGCCAAUUUACGACCUCCGUCCACAACUUACGAAUAUGCGUGGAUGCACGGAUGCACACGGAAACUGGGGAUGAAGAUUUGUGGGUUCCUGCAGAAGAACAACAGCCUGGAAGAGAAGGGGAGGCUCGCGGGCCAGAAGAACUUGCUCUCGUGCGACAACAGUGACAGGGACGCACGCUUCCGCCGCACCGAGACCGACUUCUCCAACCUGUUCGCCAGAGACCUACUGCCGGCCAAAAAUGGAGAGGAGCCUACCAUACAGUUUCUGUUGGAGGUGGUCGACAUCCUCACCAAUUACGUCAAGAAGACUUUCGACCGCUCUACCAAGGUGCUGGACUUCCACCACCCUCACCAGCUCCUGGAGGGUAUGGAGGGCUUCAACCUGGAGCUGUCCGACCAACCCGAGUCCCUGGAGCAGAUCCUGGUGGACUGCAGGGACACACUCAAAUACGGCGUCCGGACAGGUCACCCACGCUUUUUCAACCAGUUGUCUUCUGGACUGGACAUCAUUGGUCUGGCUGGAGAGUGGCUCACCUCCACUGCUAACACCAACAUGUUCACCUAUGAGAUCGCUCCAGUGUUUGUGUUGAUGGAGCAGCUGACUUUGAAGAAAAUGAGGGAGAUGAUUGGUUGGCCCAGCGGAGAGGGAGAUGGACUCUUUUCACCAGGAGGUGCUAUCUCCAACAUGUACAGUGUGAUGAUCGCACGUUACAAGUACUUCCCAGAGGUCAAGACCAAGGGCAUGUCUGCUGCUCCCCGCCUCGUCCUCUUCACAUCUGAACACAGCCACUACUCCAUAAAGAAGGCAGGAGCUGCUCUCGGCUUUGGCACUGAGAAUGUGAUCCUGCUUAGCACAGAUGAGAGGGGGAGAGUCAUUCCUGCAGAUCUGGAGGCCAAGAUCAUUGAUGCUAAACAGAAGGGUUAUGUGCCGCUGUUUGUGAAUGCCACAGCUGGUUCAACUGUGUACGGUGCAUUUGACCCCAUCAAUGAGAUCGCUGACAUCUGUGAGAAGUACAACUUGUGGCUUCAUGUUGAUGGAGCGUGGGGUGGUGGCCUGCUGAUGUCCAGGAAGCAUCGCCAUAAGCUCAGUGGAAUUGAGAGGGCCAACUCUGUCACAUGGAACCCUCAUAAGAUGAUGGGUGUGCCUCUACAGUGCUCUGCCAUCCUGGUCAGAGAGAAGGGAAUCCUGGCAGGCUGCAACUCCAUGUGUGCUGGCUACCUGUUCCAACCAGACAAACAGUACGACGUCACAUACGACACAGGGGAUAAAGCCAUCCAGUGCGGUCGGCACGUCGACAUCUUUAAGUUCUGGCUCAUGUGGAAGGCCAAGGGCACCAUAGGGUUUGAGCAACACAUUGACAAGUGUUUGGACCUGUCUCAGUACCUGUACAACAAGAUCAAGAACAGGGAGGGAUAUGAGAUGGUGUUUGAUGGAGUGCCCCAGCACACCAACGUUUGUUUCUGGUACAUUCCACCUAGCCUGAGAGGCAUGCCACAUGGCGACGAACGGCGAGAAAAACUCCACAGGGUGGCGCCAAAGAUCAAGGCCAUGAUGAUGGAGUCAGGGACCACCAUGGUGGGCUACCAGCCUCAAGGCAAUAAAGUCAACUUCUUCCGUAUGGUUGUGUCCAACCCAGCGGCCACCCAGUCUGACAUCGACUUCCUCAUUGAUGAGAUUGAGAGGCUGGGUCACGACCUGUAGACCUAACCCCUAACCACUGCCUGACGGUCUCUUAUCUGUUGUAUUUCCAAUGCAAAUGUCAAUGAGGUUCUCCAGCUGAAGAGAACGAGAGAGAGACUUUGAGUUUCUUAAUAACACUGUCCCACAUAGUUCCUUCUAUAGAUAAAAUAUAGAAACCAGUAUCUGAAAGCUCCAGGUACAACAAACAUGCUCUAAUGUAUGUGUGUGCUGUGGAAUCUUAUUAUGUAUGUAUGUGUGUGUAUGUGUGUGUAAAAUCAAGUUUCUUGUCCAGUGUAGUUUGUCUUUUAAUGUCUGUAAGUGCGUGUGUGCCAGAGUGUGUGUGAAUGUGGUCAAACACUGAAAGGGACAAAAGCACAGAUCAAAAUAUGACAGUAUCAUAAAUUAUUCUGCUGUAUCAUACAUUUGCUACACACAAUUGAAUCAUUGGUGCUUUCAGCUGUACAUAUAUAUAUAUAUAUUAAAACUUAGUGCACCAACCUAUUUGUCCUAAACCAGUGUCUGAGCCCCUGAAGCAGUGUGUGUGUGUGUGUGUGUGUGUGUGUGUGUGUGUGUGUAUGUGUGCAUGUGGCACACUGAGUGUAUCCUGUCAUGUAUUUUAGGAUAGCACUGUGUUGAAAAUAAGCUAAUGUGCACACCAUAGGUACCAGCUGUGUUAAACUGAGAGGUUUUAGGUAACCUCCAGUAAAUGAUCCACAGUCUGCAAUAUUUUCCCUUGUAGAAGUUUAAGAUUAAGAUUUAAAUUGUCCGCAGCCAUCCCAAGUCUGUGACAACUUUUAACUUGUAAAACGCUGGCUCGUUGUUUGUUUCAUGCAAUCAUGUGAUGCCCAUGUGUGUUUAUAGCAUUGUUAAAAUAUUAAUAUUUGAUUAUAUUAAGAACAAAUAUUUAUUGCAUUUCCACUGUUUGCAGAUUCAGGUAUUUUUUGUAAAUGUGUCUUUAUGUGUAUUACAUGGUAAUACAUUUGUAAAUGUAAUCACAGGAACUUGAGUAAAGUUUAUUUAUAGUGACUUUGUCAGCCAAAGAAAGAGAAUCGGGAACAGAGCAAUCCAUUGUCCUUCAUAUAUAACUUCUUAUAGAUUCUAGGUGUUUGUAAAAUGUUACCUAUUGACCCUCGACUGCGAUGCAAUUUCUAUAGUGCAUUUCUUUCUGUGAUUGUGAGUCUUUUUGACUGAAUGUUUUGAGAUGACUGACUGGCCUUCUAAUGAGAUUAAGAAUGAAGUCUAUGUGAUCCUCUGGCAGUCGUGUUGAUCUUUUAUUUUAGAGAGAAGCACAAGGAUGUGAGAAUGUACUCUCCUCUCGAGACUGUGAAGAAAGAAUUGUUGUAUCUGUCUGAAUCCUAAUGCAUUUACUGUAAUAUAGUAUAUUAAUUGUAAUACAUAUUACUUGUAUUCUCAGUGUUAUCGGAGCUCAAUAGAAUAUCUUAUAUACAGAGCUCCUGUUUGUGUCUUUGCACAAUGUUCACCUUUCUUUCUUCCACUGUAAAUGGAUGUGUACUAUGGCAGUGUUAUAUAAGAGUUAUGUUAACAAAGUAUUUAUGGUAUCUAGGGACCAUAUGUGAAUGGCACAAUUGCAUAAAUCAUAUUUAAGGUAAUCUGUGUACUGUAUGUGGCCAGUGACUCCUGUACAUGACCAAUCCCAGACGUAAGGGAGCGUUUCCUAGGAGGUUUUCAGUAGGCACUUUAACAGAAUCAUACCAUCUCGAAAAAGAUCUUUAAUAAAGUCUAUUAAAGGGAAA